Haliotis rubra (blacklip abalone) is the source of this 2392-nucleotide messenger RNA. RefSeq names its product COUP transcription factor 2-like. The record is from RefSeq and is a predicted model, not a curated record. Gene Ontology annotation, biological process: negative regulation of transcription by RNA polymerase II. The transcript is spliced from 3 exons. Lineage: Eukaryota; Metazoa; Mollusca; Gastropoda; Lepetellida; Haliotidae. Gene Ontology annotation, cellular component: nucleus; cytoplasm. The coding region runs from base 120 to 1232 and encodes 370 amino acids. Gene Ontology annotation, molecular function: transcription factor binding; transcription corepressor activity.
ACCGCCUCUAUCAACAACAACAAACAGUCGAAGCAUUCCUUUCUCGAGAGCGGACCUACAUUGCGAGCGCGCACUGCCUCACUAUAGAGAUACAGCAUACUAGAUCUGAUUAUAAAACCAUGGAGGUUUUAUACCAACCGGAGCCACUGUACCCCCAUCAGACUUCAAUGAUUCACCACCAGGGGCAUAUGCAGAGAUUGUAUGUGUCUCCCAAAGACAUAUACACGUGCUACUCUUAUGAUGCAUCACCUUCCCGGACCCCAACCCCAGAACAGCCCGCCAAGUCCUACAGCCCCCCUGUCCCCACCCAAGGGAGGACUCUUCAGUCUGUUCUUAUGGGGGAGGUCCCAGCAGCAUAUUCUCAUCUCACAAGCCAAAGGUGCUCCUCAGCUAAUGUUAUGAGCGAGGGUCAACUCCAGACAGAACCCAUGGAUCUAUCCUGUAAAAGGAGUCCUAACCCUCACACGGACUAUUCGUCUGAUGAUUCUCAAAGCAGUUCACAGGGCGAGUUUUCUCUGCUGAGGAACUUGUUGAGUGUUGGCAAAUCUUCCCACGAAGCAGUACCCAGGAAUUGUGAAUCUCCGUGUGACUAUUACUCUCGUCAGCCUGUAUCAGGAUCCACACGAGUCACACUAGCAAAGAAAAACAUGUUCCCAGUGUGUUCUAGAGUGUCUGACUGGCUCCUCAAAGUUGUCAACUUUGCUAAAUCUAUUCCCGAGUUUCUCAACCUCUCACACAAUGACAAAGUUACGCUCAUUCUUAAUUCCUGGAGUCGUCUGCUUCUUUUGUACAUGGCUGAGAGCAACUUCCAGUUCGCCGUCACCCCAAUCAUCAACAUGUCCGAUGUGGAACUGGCCGACAGCCCUGCUUCCGAUGAACCCACCAUGAAAGCAGUUGAGGGAAUCCAAACCUUUAUCCGGAAGUGCCAACACAUGAAUGUCGAAGGAAAGGAAUAUGCUUUCCUCAGAAUGCUCGUGCUGUUCAAUGCAGGAUAUAUUGGGCUUGACCGAUCUGAGAUAGUGGACCAGUUGAAUCUGACAGUUCAACAGAUGCUGCAGCAGCACGUGCGAGUCACGCGACCUGAUGACGUCAUGCACUACUCUCGUCUCUUGUUGUGUCUGCCAUCUCUCUAUGGACAGAAUAGCAAAAUGAUUGAAAAUCUUUUUUGCCGUCACAUUACGCAAAAAAUGGACAUGGAAGUUUUACUGAAGGAGAUGUUGCAGAACAUUUAAAAGGGAGAUAAAUACUGUGGACUCAAAAGUGAUGAUGUCAUCGUAAUUUAUACUUCAUUAUGAGUACAUUCCCUGUCACGUGACAUUUGGUCACUUGAGAGACUGCUUCGAAAGCAAACUGUCCAUCCAUUUCAUAAUUUAUUAUUUUUCACUCAAUUGCAGCAUUUUAGGACCACGUGCAAUUUCAUUUGCAUCUCUGAUAUCAUUUACUUGAGCUAUUUAUAACUGGUUGACAACUGAGAACUACGAGUAUCUCACUGGAUGAAGAUGUAUAGGAUUCGCCAUUCGCAUCAACUUGCCAUAUGUUCGAGAGAUCAGCGCGUGCGAGUGGUGAAGCUUUGUGAAACGAUGUGAGACAUGUCAAUUUCAUUCUUUAUGGGAGAGAAUGUAGCGAGCCGAUGUGUGUAAUUUAUUUAUAUCCAAUGUUAGAGCUCUAGAUUAGUAAUAAGUUUAUUAUGUGAGUGAAUGUGGUGACUGAUGUUGCUGAACAAAGUGCUGUACUGCUAAACGCUGAUAUUUCCUGGUCAUUUUUCUAUUAGCGGUCUCUCUUGUCUGAGGCAAGUACGUUCAAGACCGGCUUAUGUAUGUAUCACAUGACACUUGAAACGUUUAUUUCGCCCCAAUCCAUCUCACCGCAGGAACGGUAGUGACGUCAUGCUCACUGUGCUGCGCGCGCAUCACCCCCCACGAUCCCAAAUCAUAUGCACUCAUUUCAUGAUUUUAUGCAUACAUUUUUCUUAUGCAGUGUGACGUAUGCCCUGUGUGUGUCUGAUGUUAAAGCGUAUCUUGUAACAAAACUUAUAUUUUCAUACUCAAAAUUCAUAUUUUGCAUAAUAAGAUGUGACAGUUCCAACGAGUUUGAAAGUUUAAGGAUCCUUGCUAAGAGCUACUCCUUUUUGGAAGCCAGUCAAGAAUUUCAACUAUUUAAUAAUUUUGCCAACUAUACCACGAGGGUCAGUGAAUUGUAUUUUGUUGUAAAUGGAGUUUAACAAGGUUACGCUCUUGGUCCGUAUGAUUUAAUGUAAGAUGCGUGAAUGUAAAGAGUGAUGACUGCUAUGGUGGUAUGUUUGACUCGGUAGUUCAGCAUAUACAUGUAUUUACUUUAGUUGUGAAUGUAGACUUAAUUUAUUAAAAAAUAAAUUAUUUUUGAAGAGACAAAA